Adelges cooleyi (spruce gall adelgid) is the source of this 2182-nucleotide messenger RNA. Its product is annotated as putative inositol monophosphatase 3. Gene Ontology annotation, biological process: phosphatidylinositol phosphate biosynthetic process. Gene Ontology annotation, molecular function: 3'-nucleotidase activity. The transcript has 4 exons. The record is from RefSeq and is a predicted model, not a curated record. Bases 274 to 1248 code for a protein of 324 amino acids. Gene Ontology annotation, cellular component: endomembrane system. Lineage: Eukaryota; Metazoa; Arthropoda; Insecta; Hemiptera; Adelgidae.
UUAUCAGAUUUUGUCUGUAGUCUGUAGUAAUAAUGUCAAUAUGCAAUUAAGCUUAAUAUUGUUAAUUAUUAAUUUUGUAUUUAAAAUCCCUUGACGCAAUCACAACUGUGAACAGCGAUAAACCGAUGUACGGUAAUAUUAUUAAAAUGGAUUUAAUUAUCCGCGAAAAUAAAAAACAGAGUGGUGUUUCAUAAAUUGUUCUUCGUAUAAUGUGUAUCUAAAAUCUAAAUAUCAGCAGAGUAUACGGUCGGUGUGAAAUUUUGAACCACAAAAAUGGCUCGUAUGAAAACUAUGAUCAAAGCGUUGGCAGUUCUAACAAUCAUCUUGGUCGUUUUAAUCAAAUGCCACAUAAGUUUUUUUAAUAAGAACGACUAUGUCAGAGGUAAAGAUUUACUUGACCAUGCCAUUCGAGCGGCAAUUCUGGGCGGUGUACAGAUUAUAAACAUUCAUGACGAAGAUUUGGUUGAAGCUCUAUCCAAAGGAAAAACACAGGAAGGAGCUAACGAUCCAGUUACAAACGCUGAUUAUACCUCUCAUUGCGCCAUGUAUUAUCAUCUGAAAAAAAAAUUUCCAGAUAUAAAAUUGAUUUCGGAAGAAGAACAUUCAGAAAGCGAAUGCGAGAAAUUAAAUGUACUGCAAGUGGAUUUAUUUCAUAGUGGGCAUCUAUCUAGUGACGACGAAAAACUCGAGAAAGAACAUUUGACUAUCUGGAUCGAUCCAUUAGAUGCUACACAAGAGUUUACAGAAAAAUUGACACAGUACGUAACAACUAUGGUGUGUGUAGCGUAUAAAGGUGUACCCAUAAUCGGUGUUAUUCAUGAACCGUUUACUUCCAAAACAACAUGGGCAUGGGGUUCGAAAUUAACUUCUGUGAGGUCCAAAGACAUUAACGUACCUAGCAAGAGAUCUGUUGUUGUUUCAAGAUCACAUAAAGGAGAUGUGUUGCACGUGUUAGAAGACCGUUUGUAUGGUGUACCUGUUGUAACAGCCGGAGGUGCGGGCUAUAAAGUUUUGCAAGUGUUGUAUGGAAAUGCGUCGGCUUAUAUACACACAACAAACAUCAAGAAGUGGGAUAUUUGCGCGGGCCACGCAUUGUUAAGAAGUAGAGGAGGCCAAAUGACUUCAUUACACGAUAAAGACAUAACCUAUGGAAAAUCGACGAGUCUUGUGCAUGUAGGAGGAAUAAUUGCAACGACUCACAACCACAAUCAUUAUGUAAGCGCCCUUAAAAAUUUACGUGGUAUUUAAUUAUUAAAAUGGGUUUUUUAUUUUGGAAAAAAAAUAAUGUCUAAACAAAACUUGUAUAAUAAUUUUUGACAAUUAUAUUGCAUUUCUUAGUUCUUGGUUUAGAAUGUAGGUAGAACAUUUAAAUUUUUAAAUAAGAGUAAAUUUUACCAAUUUUUAAAAUAAUUAUUUAUUCAUUACUAUUGAAUUUAACUUAGUGUGUGGACAGUUGAACAGUAGAAAUGUAUAGAAUUGUAAAUUUAGUUGUACCUAUCCUAUAAAUGUAGCUGUAUUUUUAAAUAUUGUCAUAAAAUUGUACAAAUAAAUAUUACAGUAACAUUUUCUAUAAGUAAAUAAAAAUGUUUUUGUUCUUGAAAUGCUAUUUAAAAUCAUUGUUUUUCGAGAUCUUUCUUUAAAUUUGAAUUUCAAGUACACUUGCUUUUUUUUAAUCGGAUAAAGAAUAAUUUUUUAUUUUAAAUAAUCUAAAUUUACUUAUAUAAUUAACAAAAAAUAAUUAAUUUUACGUCUUAUAUUAUGCAUGUCAUUUAUAACACCGAUUUGUUGCUAAACUUUAUUUUUUUUUUUAUUAAACUAAAUUCGUUGUUGAUUGUUAUUGUUUUAGCGUAAGGUUUAAUCUAAUAUUUAUUUGUAUAUUUUGCUUACCUUAUUUACUAUGUAAUUAUCUAUGAAUGAUAUGUGUACGACCAUACAAUGUACCGACCAAUCAACCAAUGAAUUCACUCGUGUUCUGUUUAUUGUCAAAAUAAACUAAAGCAUUACAUUCAUUUUUUAGAAUUUCAUGCGAUAUUGUUCUUAAAUUAAAUAAAUGUUUCCUUUAUUUUUUCCCCUUUGAGCAUAGUCGAUUAGUUGGUAACAAAAUACCAUAAAUAAUAAAGAAAAAGCUUUAGUUAUUUUACGGUUAUCAAUAAUUUUUGGUAUAUCUAUUAAUUGUGCCUAG